GUUUCCUAAAUACUAAGACUUGUCAUUACUAUUUAAAAAGGGAAAGUGUUUGAUUGAAGACAUAAACCAAAACAAAGGCCAUAUUUUCUUCCCUCUCAACAAUCACACAAAAAGCUUUGGCCUAACUUCCUAAUUUGAGUCUUUCUUUCCCUUCAUCUUCUUCUUUCAUGGAAUCCUCAAACUUUGUUCUCAAACAUGUAACCAUUUUACUCUUUUUCUUCAUUAGUUCUUCAAUCUCAGCAACAACCUUCCCUUCCUCAUCUUUAGACCGUAUUGUUACACACACUAAAUCCGCACACAAAAAUUUCACUGCAGUUUCAGAAUUUAGAUUGAUAAAUAGAAGAAUUUUGAAGGAUUGUUCUGUUUUAAAUCCUGUACUAAAAAUCAAUAUUAGCUCAAAUUCUCGCUUGUCCGAUGACCAGUUCGUCACGGUCACGGUCACCGGCGUUUCAAACCCUUCCGAUGGCGAUUGGGUGGCUAUGAUCUCACCUGCAAAUUCCAAUGUUGAAACUUGUAUUCUCAAUGAGUUCUAUUAUUUACAAACUGGUGAUACUGCAAAACUUCCUCUGCUUUGCCAUUACCCUGUUAAGGCACAAUACAUGAAAAACGAUCCAAAUUACCUCAACUGCAAAACCGAAGAAUGCAGUGGUUCAAUAAAGUUUCAUGUCAUCAACAUUAGAAGUGACAUAGAGUUUGUGUUCUUCUCUAAUGGGUUCUUGGACCCUUGCAUUGUUGGAAGGUCAACUCCUUUGAGUUUUGCUAAUCCUAAAAAGCCACUUUAUGGACAUCUCUCAAGUAUAGAUUCAACUGGAACAUCAAUGAAAUUGACAUGGGUUAGUGGAGACAAAGUGCCUCAACAUGUCCACUAUUUGGAUGGAAAAACAGUUACUUCAACUGUCACUACUUUUUCACAAGCUGAUAUGUGCAGUUCAGUACUGCCAAGUCCUGCAAAGGAUUUUGGAUGGCAUGACCCAGGAUUCAUCCAUUCAGCCAUUAUGACAGGACUUAAGCCAUCAAGUACCUACUCCUACAAAUAUGGAAGUAACUUGGUUGGUUGGAGUGAACAAAUCCAAUUUUCAACUCCACCUGCUGGAGGAUCAGAUGAGCUCAAAUUCAUUGCAUUUGGUGACAUGGGUAAGACCCCUCUUGAUGCUUCAGAAGAACACUACAUUCAGCCUGGAGCUCUGUCAGUUAUCAAAGCUAUAACUAAAGAAGUGAACACCAACAAUGUAAAUUCAGUGUUUCACAUUGGAGAUAUAAGCUAUGCAACUGGUUUUCUAGCAGAAUGGGAUUUCUUUCUUCACCUUAUCAAACCUGUGGCUUCAAGAGUUUCAUACAUGACAGCAAUUGGGAACCAUGAGAGGGAUUAUAUAGAUUCUGGUUCAGUUUAUGAGACUCCUGACUCUGGUGGGGAAUGUGGAGUACCUUACGAGACAUACUUUCCAAUGCCAACUGCAGCAAAGGAUAAGCCUUGGUACUCCAUUGAACAAGCAAGUGUUCAUUUCACAAUAAUUUCAACUGAGCAUAACUGGUCACCAAAUUCUGAGCAGUAUGAAUGGAUGAAAAAUGACAUGGCAUCAGUUAAUAGACAAAAUACUCCUUGGCUAAUCUUCAUGGGACAUAGACCAAUGUACACUUCCACCAAAGGAUUAUCUGUUGGUCGCAAAUUUACGGAUGAUGUGGAGCCAUUGUUGUUAGAAAAUAAGGUUGAUUUGGUUCUUUUCGGUCAUGAGCAUAAUUAUGAGAGAACUUGUUCUAUCUAUGAGAGACAAUGUAAAGCCAUGCCUACAAAAGAUCAAAAUGGAAUAGAUACAUAUGAUAACAGAAAUUACACUGCCCCUGUACAUGCUGUCAUUGGAAUGGCUGGCUUCAAGUUAGACAAAUUCCCAAACAAGAUUCAGAGCUGGAGCCUUAAAAGGAUUGCUGAGUUUGGUUAUUUAAGAGCACAUGCUACUAGGAAUGAUUUAAACUUAGAGUUCGUGAAAUCAGAUACAAGACAAGUUCAGGACAGUUUCCGCAUAACAAAGUGAAAGCUCACUAAAAAGAAAUAUAGAAGCUCUGAUAAAGAUAAGCCAAAACACAAAUACACACAGGAAACAUACAACGUUGAAGAUGAACAAAAUUUUAGUUGAUUCUUUUACUAUAUAUACAUGGUUCGUUAAUUUUCUCACAUAGAAUUAUGUUUAGACAACGAAUUAUUGUUAUUGCAACUCUUAUUUUUCGUUUAAAAUCAGGAUUGAAAUAAUGAUAACGUUUCACAGUAUACAUCACCAAUCCAUGUU
This is a messenger RNA of Cicer arietinum (chickpea), 2282 nucleotides long. Its product is annotated as probable inactive purple acid phosphatase 24. Lineage: Eukaryota; Viridiplantae; Streptophyta; Magnoliopsida; Fabales; Fabaceae. Gene Ontology annotation, molecular function: acid phosphatase activity; metal ion binding. The record is from RefSeq and is a predicted model, not a curated record.